This is a messenger RNA of Fomitopsis serialis, 1279 nucleotides long. RefSeq names its product NAD-P-binding protein. The coding region runs from base 170 to 1156 and encodes 328 amino acids. Lineage: Eukaryota; Fungi; Basidiomycota; Agaricomycetes; Polyporales; Fomitopsidaceae. The record is from RefSeq and is a predicted model, not a curated record. The transcript has 9 exons.
AUGCGGGGAACAUGGGAAAGUUCGCAACUCACCGAACAGCAGGCAACGGGGCGAACAACAAGCUUAAGCUCACGUCGUACGACACCCUCUUCCAUCCCUCCCCUGCUGCCGCACUGUGACAGUCCUUAAACUGACCGUCUGGCGGAUCCAAAGGAGUCGUACCACCGCCAUGGGUCUCUCGCAGUCGAAGAAGUUCAACCCUACUAACCUGCCAGACCUAACGGGAAAGGUCAUCGUCAUCACCGGCGGCGCAGCGGGCCUGGGAUUCGCGAUAACCCAGCAUCUUGUCCGCAAAGGUGCCAAAAUCUACAUCGCAGCGCGUGCCAUCGACCGUGCGGAGGAUGCUAUCAAGAGGCUCAAGGCGGCGGGGCUCGGUCCGGGCAACGGACAGCUCGAGAGCUUGGAGCUUGACUUGGUUGACCCGCAUAUCGUGAAGCGGGCGGCGGAGGAGUUCAUGCGGAGGGAGAGCCGGUUGGAUGUGUUGAUCAACUGUGCUGCCAUCAUGAUGUGCCCGUAUCAGAAGACAAACCACGGUAUUCAGGAUGUCGUGAUGAUCAACCACAUCGGACAUUUUGUCUUCAUCAAAACACUCCUGCCCAUCCUGAAGAACACCGCGAGCGAACCUAAUAGCGAUGUCCGCAUAGUGGUUGUAUCCUCUGAUGGCUACGAGGCGGUUCGACACCCUGUCAAGUUUGAGACUAUCGAGGACUUCAAUCUGGAGUACAAAGACGCUGUCUUCCCCUGGCCGUCGUUGCAGCGAUACUGCUAUAGCAAGCUACUUGUCUGCAUGCAGGUCGCAGAACUGCAGCGGCGACUGGACGCAGAGGGCGUCCCCAUCAUUGUCCUGUCCACACACCCAGGAGCGGUCAACACAGAUGGCGCACAGAAUUGGCUCGCCACUCUCGGUACCGGCUUCCUCGCGACCCUCGCGACCUGGAUCGUCAGUCUCUUCUUCACUCUCCCCACAAUAGCGGCGUACGGCACCGUCUUCGCCUCGGCCGCGCCGGAAGUCCGCGCCGAACCUAGGAAGUAUCGUGCUGCAUACAUCACGCCGCCGACGAAGAAUACUGGGCUGAACGAAAAGGCGCGGGAUCCGGUGGCGGCCAGGGAGUUGUGGGAGUUGACGGAGAGAACGCUGAAGGACAUCGGCGUGUAGUGCCGCUCCUCAACGUGUGUAUCUUGUGCUUGUGCAAAACCAGCUUCUGGAGCCGUGCCCACAAUGCUGUGCCUAUCUACGUACAUAUUCAAUAGUGUCAAUAUAACUGGUUAUAGUUGCACA